CUCCGUACUCUUCUUGGUUUUACCCUGUCCGACUGUAGUUAUAAUCGCCGGUUGAAGAUCGGUGCCGGAGGUCAGAGAGAGAGGGGAAAUAUGAAUACGAGUAAAGGAGGCGAUUCCUCCGGCGACGGUGGCGAUUCAUCAUCCUCUUCUGCUGAGUAUUUGAAGCAUCUCAAUAAGAUAUCGCAUAAGAUCUCUAAAUCUGUCCGGAAGCCUCCUGUUUACGAGAAUCGCAGUUUACAAACUUCUCAGUUUGAAAUCCGGGAUCUGCAAUCGCAGCCGGCUUCGGCGGCGGUGGAGGUGGUGCACAGUCUUCUACAGCAGCAGCAGCACCAUCCGGCGCCGCCUCAGCAACAGCCGCCGGUGUAUAACAUUAACAAGAGUGACUUUCGCGAUGUGGUUCAGAAACUCACCGGAUCUCCGGCGCACGAGCGGAUAUCGACUCCGCCUCCGAUCCAGCACCCCAAGCAGCAGAGUUCGCGGCUACAGCGCAUUCGCCCUCCGCCGCUUGCCCAAAUUGGCAACCGUCCGGCUUCUCUGAUUCCGCCCAAUCCGAGGCAGGCCGGAGUAGGGUUUGUCUGCGGACAGCGCCCGGCUCAGGCACAGCCUCUCUCCCCUCUACCACCGUUCCCGGCUGUGCACGCGGCGGCAGAGUCGCCGAUCUCUGCCUACAUGAGAUUCCUCCAGAAUUCUUUUAACGGAACAGGUCUUGACUCCAAGCGGUUCUCAUCCGGCCCUCCCCCACAUGCCCCUCUUGCUUCCCCUAGGUGGAACGGCCUGGCUCCUCCGCCACAGCAUCACCCACUUUUUCCUCCACAGCAGCAGAACAUUCCGCCGCCAGCAUCAUCAUCUCCAGCAGCCUUACAACCAUAUCCGGCGAUGCCAUCUUCUCCACUGCCCUUCAGCUGCCUUCCUUCCCCUAGAUCGCCCUGUGCCUUGCUAUCCCCAAAUCUGCUGCAUUCCCCAGUGGGUCAAUUAGGGUUCCCACAGCUCCCUCUGUCACCCACAGUUCCUCUUUCUAGCCCAACAUGGAAGGGUAUUUGAAGAAUUACAGUCCCAACUCCCAACACAGCAAAAAAGGUAAACUUUUUAGGAACUUAAAUGAUGUUAUCUUUGUUGAAACAUACUAAUAGCAGUAGUCUGGAAUAUGUACAUUUGCAAGGUGAAAAUGUUGAAUUUUGGCUAUAUAGAAAUUUCCAUUUUCUGUAAAUGUAUGCUUAAUUAUAACGAAGAGAAACGCUACAUUUGUUCUUCUCUACCAAACACAUAUAUAUUUCUGGGAUUUUUCUUAUCCCUCUCAGAAGUUCAUCCU
Messenger RNA from Cuscuta campestris, 1309 nucleotides. The record is from the annotation of a GenBank genome assembly. Lineage: Eukaryota; Viridiplantae; Streptophyta; Magnoliopsida; Solanales; Convolvulaceae.